Messenger RNA from Megachile rotundata (alfalfa leafcutting bee), 2243 nucleotides. It is a transcript of the gene Rcd5, whose product is annotated as microspherule protein Rcd5. The record is from RefSeq and is a predicted model, not a curated record. Lineage: Eukaryota; Metazoa; Arthropoda; Insecta; Hymenoptera; Megachilidae. Gene Ontology annotation, biological process: positive regulation of transcription by RNA polymerase II. Gene Ontology annotation, molecular function: G-quadruplex RNA binding; protein binding. Gene Ontology annotation, cellular component: Ino80 complex; NSL complex; MLL1 complex.
UUGAAAAACUACGAAUUGCGAAAAAUGCACUAUACGUUAAAGUUAGUUUUUUUUUUAAGAAUGUUGGCAACCAUAUUGCGUUUAAAUAGUAAAGUUGCUUUGAUGCGAUGGUGAAAUGUUUAUUAUGUGUCAAGUGUUAAACGUUUUAAUUAUUUAAAUAAGUAUCGAUGAAAUUAAUGAAGAGUUCACAUUUAUUGAAUUCUGGUCAAUACCGUGUUAUCAAUUGUGCAAUGACAUAAAUCAUUCAUAUGAUACUAAUUGCUUGUUUAUAUUAAGCUAACCUAUAAAAUUAUGGAUAUUCCAACUCCUUCGAAUGUAAAUCAUGGAUUUUCUCAGGGUACUGAUGGAUUUUUAAACAUACCUAUUGAAUCUACAAAUUUGGAUCCAUUGUCUACAAAACGUAGAAGCUCUUCACGUACAAUAAAACGCAGAAAAUUUGAUGAUGAACUUGUUGAAACAACAUUUAACUUACAACCUCCUGCUGCGAGUACAAAAUCCAACUCUAGAUCUAGAACUGUUUCAAUUUCUACUACUCCAAUGGAAUCUGCUGUUCCUCAGCAAAAUGUCCCAAGCCCUAUUCAAGUUUCUGCAAAUAUCUCUCAAUCGGAUAGAUGUAAUCGACGUACAAGUAGACCAGGGGGUUCAAAUGCUCCUGGACGGAAAAAUAAAAAGAGUAAAAACCAUUCACAUUCAGUCAAUGCUACAAAGGAUUUAGGAAGAUGGAAACCAACAGAUGAUUUAGCAUUAAUCACUGGUGUACAGCAGACAAAUGAUUUAAGAAUGGUUCAUAGAGGUACAAAAUUCUCGUGUCGCUUUACAUUACAAGAAAUACAACAAAGGUGGUAUGCCUUGCUAUAUGAUAGUGCAGUUUCAAGAGUAGCAGUACAGGCUAUGCGUAACUUACAUCCAGAAUUAAUUGCUAGUGUACAAGCCAGAACUUUAUAUAGUAAAGCAGAAGAAGAUCUCCUUGGUACAAUAAAAUCGACUUCUCAACCAACUUUAGAAGUAUUUCAAGAACUACUUGAGGCAAAUGCCCAUACAUUUUAUUCUGCAAGAACUGCAAAAGCUUUAUUAGCACAUUGGCAGUUAAUGAAACAGUAUCAUCUACUUCCUGAUCAAACUGUACAAAGUUUACCAAGAGGUGAACAUGUUCUUAAUUUUUCUGAUGCAGAAGAGAUGAUUAAUGAUACAGAAUUAAUUGAACAAAAAGAUGAAUUGGUAGAUGCAGAACUUAUUGCAGCUGACAGGAGAAAUAAAAGAGAAAUAAAAGUAUUAGAAAAUGAAUUAAGUAGGUGGCAAGUUCUGGUUGAUAGUGUAACAGGAGUAAAUCCACCAGAUUUUGAUAAUCAAACUUUAGCAAUACUUAGAGGAAGGCUUGUAAGAUAUUUAAUGCGAUCGCGAGAGAUUACUGUAGGCCGUUCAACAAAAGAUCAUAGUGUAGAUGUAGAUUUGACAUUGGAAGGACCAGCAUGUAAAGUUUCACGAAGACAAGGAACUAUACGAUUAAGAAAUAAUGGAGAUUUCUUUUUAUCUUCGGAAGGAAAGAGACCAAUUUUUGUAGACAGUAGACCUAUUCUUGCAGGAAAUAAAAUGAAGCUUAACAAUAAUAGUGUGAUUGAGAUUGCAGGUUUGAGAUUUAUAUUUUUAAUAAAUCAGGAACUCAUUUCUGUCAUACGUCAGGAAGUAGUUAAAUUAAAUUUGAAGCCAUAAAUAUUUUGUUCCAUUCCUUAAUUAGUACUUGGUUUUUUUAUAUGCAAAAAAUAGUUUCGUACAUAUUUAUUACAUUAUACAAAACUUUGUAUAAAGUACGUAAUUGUUCAAUUCAAGAAAUAAUAAAUUUUGCUCAAUUUUUUACUGCAGUUUUGUUGCAUUAUUAUUGUUAAUCUAUAGUUGUAAUAAGCUGUAUUAAACCAUUUAAAUUUAUGGCAAUAUUAAAUUCAGAAUCACUCAGUAAGUAAUAUGUUUUAUUAAUACAAUUAUUUCUUCUUCUAUAAUACAAUACAAGAAACAGAGUACUCUACAUAAUUUGGAAGAAGAAAACAUGUUAUUUAAAUAUUUUGAAAUAUGUAAAAAAAGCAAUUUAAAUAUGUUUAAGUGAUGUUGGGUAUGUUAUAACUUGUAUUUAUAAAGCUACAAAAUAUCACUUUACUUUUCUUUAAAACGGAAUGUGCUUUUUAAUUUAAUUGUUGAUGUAGGUUUUUAAAUACAAAUAGCUUAUUUAACAUGUUAGCUGUUAUAGGAGU